Sycon ciliatum is the source of this 1309-nucleotide messenger RNA. RefSeq names its product aldo-keto reductase family 1 member A1-like. Lineage: Eukaryota; Metazoa; Porifera; Calcarea; Leucosolenida; Sycettidae. The transcript is spliced from 4 exons. Bases 130 to 1137 code for a protein of 335 amino acids. The record is from RefSeq and is a predicted model, not a curated record. Gene Ontology annotation, cellular component: cytosol. Gene Ontology annotation, molecular function: aldose reductase (NADPH) activity.
GGUGCGUUCAGUUCGACCUUGGCCUUGUGCAAGUAACGACACGUGGACAAUCUGGCUUUUCAAGACUUGUUCCAAAUUUUUCUUCUUUUUGUUAUCUCUUCUACUUUCAUUUCUCCACCAAAUAUCACCAUGCCGUGGAAGCUUGAGCGAGGCGAUGCCUUCAAUGGCACCCAUGCCACACUGCAUACUGGUGCUAAGAUCCCAAUAGUUGGUCUUGGAACUUGGAAAAGCAAGCCAGGUGAGGUGGCGGCUGCAAUUCGUGUGGGAGUCGAGGCUGGUGUUCGCCACAUCGAUUGUGCACAGAUUUACGGUAACGAGAAGGAAAUUGGAGAGGCUUUGAAGGGACUGUUUGACAGCGGAGUUGUGAAGCGCGAGGAGCUCUUUAUUACCUCCAAAUUGUGGAACACUUUUCAUGCUGCUCAAGACGUCAGACCUGCACUUCAGAAAACCCUCAGUGAUUUGCAGCUGGAUUAUUUGGAUUUGUAUUUGAUCCACUGGCCACAUGGUUUUGAGCGUGGAGAGGUUCUGUUCCCUCGCAAUGAGGAUGGUACUGUUCGCUAUGCUGACACCCACUACAUGGAAUCGUGGGGUGAGAUGGAGAAGGCUGUCAACGAUGGCCUUGUUCGUCACAUUGGCUUGUCCAAUUUCAACUCACGUCAAAUGAACGAGGUGUAUGAGAAGGGAACAAUCAAGCCAGCCGUGAACCAGUGCGAGUGUCACCCCUAUCUCAACCAGGAACAGCUGUUGGCUGCUGCACGCAAACUGAACAUUGUCUUCACCGCGUACAGUCCCCUCGGCUCUGGUGACCGUCCAUGGGCCAAGCCCGAAGACCCAAAACUUUUGGACGAUGCCAAUCUGAAGGCUAUUGCUGACAAGUACAGCAAGACGAGUGCACAGGUGUUGAUCCGCUUCCAGCUGGAGAGAGGCGUUGCUGUCAUUCCUAAGAGUGUCAACGCUGACCGCAUUAGAGCCAACUUCAAUGUGUUUGACUUUGAGUUAUCUGAGGAAGAUAUGGUUCAGCUUGCAUCAUUCAACCGCCCAUGGCGUGCAUGCGAACCCAAACUCAAGCUGGCUGACGGAUCUGAAAUCCCACGUGAUGCUGCUCAUCCUCUCUACCCCUUCAACGACGCUUACUAAACCUUCGGUGACUGGAUUCCCCUUUUCUUCAAACGUCUUCAUGUCUGGGCUGCUGGUCUGUCCAGGCAUAUAGCCACACUUAUAACAACCCCUGAAUUUUCUACUCUAUCAUUCUAUUCAAAAGAAUCCUACCUUCUAGUCAAAACAGUAUGUUGAAAUUAUUUAAAAAGUG